AUGGACCCCCGGAGUCAGGCUUCUCAGAUACGGAAGCGUCAAAGGGAAGGCUCACCAGGUGGCAUCCAGACAGACGAUAGUCCACUACAAUCACCAUCAACUCAGUCUUUGCCCAAGGUCAGCUUGCCGCGCAUCACAACGGCAAAGCCUCGGCCCCGGCGAGCGAGCAGAGCUUGUAUUAGUUGCAGAGAGCAAAAGGCAAAAUGCACUGGGGGAUCCCCAUGUCGCAAGGAUCUCGAGCAGCGGUUGAAGGAAUUCUACCGUUUGCUGCGGCGCAUUCAACCGAGAGCCGAUGCCAAGGACCAGCCAUUGAUCGCUAAAGCUCUGGAAAAGGAGACGCCGCCUGCGAGUCUCAGCCCGAGCAGCGAUCUAUCCAUCGACGCUAUUACCCGCCUCGUAACUCCGACCACCGAUCCCAUCGAAGAAGACUUCAACAAGGACAAGAUAAGUCAGGCGACAGGAUUCAUUGGUGCACACUCGGGUAGGUCAUGGUUGCAUCAAUUGAAGCGCAAAGGGCUCCGGUUGGACGCCUCAUGGUUAGGUCCAGAGACUCAAGACGACUUCUUUCCAGACUCGAUCAGUUCCGUCAAUUAUUUUCUAGAUGACGAGGAGCUCUCGGUUGAUCUUUCGGUGCAGUCAUUUACUAUCCCUGCGCAAGACGUCGCAGACGAACUUCUCGACACUUACUUUGACAUGGUGCAUCCUGGGUUCCCCAUUGUCGGCAAAACGGUAUUUCUACACCAGUAUCGACGGUUAUACUCCGAGCCUCAAUCCAAGCCACCAAAGAAAUGGCUGGCUAUUUUCAACUUGAUCCUUGCCAUUGCUGCGCAGCAUUUGAGCUUGACGUGUUUUGAUGAGGCCGACGAAUGGCACGACCCAUCGAUAUACUUCUCCCGGGGAAGCAAGCUGGGAUUGGCCGACACUCCUUUGAUUCCUCAUCCUGACAUUCAACAAGCCCAAAUCGAAGGACUUGCUGCAUUUUACCUGCUGAUCAUUGGCCAAGUGAAUAGGGCUUGGAGAAUAUCCGGUACGGCAACUCGUUCCGCUAUCGCUAUGGGUCUUCAUCUUAGGAGUGUUAGCAAGGAUACCUUGGAUAUCUCGAAAGAGCUUCGUUGUCGAGUCUGGUGGUCAAUCUUCGUCCUCGAAACUACUCUGUCAGUCAUGACGGGUCGGCCGUACAGUGUGGCAAAUCAGUUCUGCACGGCGCCGUUGCCCCUUCCCUUUGACGAGGACCAGUUUGGGGAUGCGUUUGUUGCUCGCUUGCUGGCGGAUGCCAACGCUCGACGUGCUCUCUCCAAAUCCCUGCUGUCGUCAACGGCUCCGGAUGCCGGAACCUAUCUUCCCGCCGUCAAGCCGUGCGCGUCGCUCUACUUUCUGUUCACCGUUGAACUCGCCCGGAUUAUGCGAUGCGCAAUCAACCUGCUGUACGCUCCGGCAACCACCAGGUCGAGCAGCUAUUCGGUGGAAAAAGCCCUUGAGGACCUUAUUUCGACCAUGAAUUCCCUGCAAAGAAGGCUGCCCGAGCCAUUCCAGUUCAGCCGCCCUCGGGAGGACCCGGCAUUUGAGACGCAGCGAUGGUGUCUCGCUUUUCAGUUCUACAGCGCAAAAAUGACCAUUGCCCGCAUCGCCAUUUACCGAUGGGAGCGAAGUGGUCAAGCUACGAGCUCUAGAUGGAAGGAGAUGUCGGAAAUCUGCACCAAUGCGGCCUGCAAUAUGCUCUCGCAGUUGCCUAAUGAGCCGGACAUUAUCUGGCUGAGUCGCAUUGCUCCCUGGUGCUGGAUCUUGCAUGAUCUCAUGCAAGCCCUCACUGUGCUGUUAAUCGAGUUGGACUCUCGCAUGAGGCACGGAGCCAAGGAUACAGAGCUAAUUUCAAGAUACAUACAGAAAGGCAUGCACUGGCUUUUAGCCAUGGCUUCUCGGCAUCCUGCUUCAGAGCGAGCGUGGCAGAUCUGUCAACAUCUCUACCUACGUCUUACUCCUGCCGCGAUGCCCUUGGCUCUUCGUAAUUGA
Molecule: messenger RNA, 2010 nt
Organism: Aspergillus novofumigatus IBT 16806
Lineage: Eukaryota; Fungi; Ascomycota; Eurotiomycetes; Eurotiales; Aspergillaceae
Product: putative C6 transcription factor
Exons: 5
Coding region: 1-2010 (669 amino acids)
Biological process (GO): DNA-templated transcription; regulation of DNA-templated transcription
Molecular function (GO): zinc ion binding; DNA binding; DNA-binding transcription factor activity, RNA polymerase II-specific
Source: RefSeq, a predicted model, not a curated record